This is a messenger RNA of Scleropages formosus (Asian bonytongue), 1180 nucleotides long. Its product is annotated as gremlin-2-like. The transcript is spliced from 2 exons. The record is from RefSeq and is a predicted model, not a curated record. Bases 17 to 850 code for a protein of 277 amino acids. Gene Ontology annotation, molecular function: BMP binding; receptor ligand activity. Gene Ontology annotation, biological process: animal organ morphogenesis. Lineage: Eukaryota; Metazoa; Chordata; Actinopteri; Osteoglossiformes; Osteoglossidae.
AGGAAAGGGGAAGGCAAUGGGGGGUAGAGACAGACACGCGUGCACUGGGCGACACAGACACUCUGAAAGGCAGGCGGAGAGGGAAAGAGAGGGACUCUGGUUAGUCCACAGACCAGAGACUGGCGCCGCAGAGACCAACGGCACCCCCCACGUGCUCUCGAAGGAAGGUGUGAAGAGGCCGCGCACAUGGGUGUUGGUGCAGCUCCGUAUCCAGGAUCCCACGUGUGGGACUGCUGCCUUUGACAGGCGGCGCAGCGCAGCACAGAGCACCACCCACCCACACACACGUACACAUACACAGACUUCAAACACACGGACUCUGCUUUGGAUCACCUUGAGUGACAGGAUGUUCUGGAAGGUGGCGCUGUCUAUCCUCCUGGCUGGCAUCCUCUGUGCCCCCGUGGAGCCCCGAAAGAGCCGGCCGCAAGGCUCCAUCCCCUCACCAUACAAAGCCAACGGCAAUGCAUCAGAGCGCCCGCGGGUACGCAAGCAGGAGGUGCUGGCCUCCAGCCAGGAGGCCCUGGUGGUGACCGAGCGCAAAUACUUACGCAGUGACUGGUGCAAGACACAGCCGCUGCGGCAGACUGUGGCCGAGGAGGGCUGCCGGAGCCGUGCAGUCAUCAACCGCUUCUGCUACGGCCAGUGCAACUCCUUCUACAUCCCGCGUCACGUCAGGAAGGAGCAGGAGGCCUUCCAGUCCUGCGCCUUUUGCAGGCCGUACCGGGUCACCACGCUCACUGUACAGCUGGACUGCCCUGGGCUGCAGCCACCUUUCCGGUACCGCAAGGUCCAGCGGGUGAAGCAGUGCCGCUGUGUUUCCGUCCGCGUGGGGGAGCCAGGCAGGCGGUGAGGGCUACAGGCUGCCGGAGCCCAACUUGCCCAGACUUUAUUUCUCCUUAAAGGAGAGAUCUUAUGAGUCUCUUUUCAGAAACCAAAGAACUUCUCACACAUUUUUCCAACUGCAUAUAAAGUAAAUGAAAGCAAAUUGAGGACAAAGACCACCGGCUACCUGUAAAUUACAGGUACUGACCACUAUGGAUCAUCGGCAGAGAAAACAACAUAUACACGAGAUCUCUGCAUAGGUGACUUUGAGGCAGCUUCUUGAAGGUUCUCCUUUUUUUCCUGUUAAUGUAAAUGUAUAUAAAUAUAUUCACGUGAAUAAAAGUCUAUAUCUGUUUUG